GUUGAUUUUACAUUUUUUCUUCUUUUUUUCUUACUGAUUUCGGAUUUCUCUGUUAACAACAUUGUUCUCAGGGUUUUUUUGGGUGGAAACCAUAUAAAAACAUUUCUAGUGUUUAAUCUACUUAUUUUUGUAUAAUUUCCUAUGUUUGAAUGUAGUAUUAAAUUGGUUUAAUAGUUUUCUAUGUUGUAAAUCGAGUUCUAAGGCAAUGCAAAAGCUUUAUUUCGUGAUUUUUCUAUGUUGUAAAUCUAGAUUCAGGGUUAACUGAUUGUUUUGAGUGCUUGACAUCAAGUUCCCUGACAAUCUAUCCGUAUUAGAGUGCUUGUUGGUUGUCUGCAUGAUAAGAUAUUAGAGAGCUUGUUGGUUGUCUGCAUGAUAAGAAUAUGGAUGAACAAUCAUUUGAUAGUUUGGGUUCUUGUUGGAAUCAAUAUACUUCAUUCCAGACUGCUGUAAUUUUGAUUAGCUUGAUUCACUGUGAGAUUGCUACGUUAGCAUCAUCCUAAUUCAUGCAAACCUUAAAAUUUGUUAUAUUGUUUUUAUUAUGGAAACAAUCCCAUAAAAAAUUGAAAAAAUUGAAUUAGAGCUCCAAGAAUGCUCAACCCUCAAUUUUGGACAAAUGCAAAAGAUUUAAAUCUUUUGGAGCUCCAAAUCGAAUAUUAUUUAGAGAACCCACUCCAAAGAUAGUUUAUUUGAAAAAGAGGAUUAGAAAAAACAAAGACUUACUUGAUUCGGAUUUGCAGAUUAGCUUGAGUAGUCCGUCAAAAAAGUAGUUUUGAUUAGCUUGGGUAAUUCAUAUUUUUCUGUAUCUCUCUCCUCUACCUCCUCUCCUACUUGCUUGGUUCAAAUCUCCACAAAAAACCAUAUUCUCUUCUCCUAAACUCAUUCUCCAAUUCAACUGCAGAUUGUUUUGGUAAUGGGGUAAGGCUUUGAACACCACCACUCUGAUCCUUCACUCCCAAACCUAUCAGACUAUGAGACCACCAUCCCCAACUUCUUCGAGUUCUGCGAUACCAAGCACAGGGACUAUUGUCCAUGCUAUGACACCAAGAGAGAGAAGAAAUUUGACACCCAUAUGCUAUUUUUCAGAGACUAUUCUCAUCAAAUGAGUGUUAUUGGUUUUAGUUUUGUAGGCCUUCUAUCAAGAAACUUUAGUUUUUGGGAAUGGUCAUAGUCAAAUUUGGAAAUUGGAACAUGGUUUCGGGUUCAUAAUAAAUGAGGAUUUGGUUUCAGUGCUCUUAUUGAACAUUGAUUUCCGAAGUGAUUAACUUUCCCUUCAUGGCUAAUUAAAAUGUUGUUUGUCGUUUUUUCUGUAUUUCUGUUUAACUAAUCCAUGUCACAUCCUUAUUUGAGAAAUUGCUCGGCUGUUGUUUGGGUGACAAUUCAAUUUAUCCAUUAACCAUUUCAAUGCCUUUUAGAAAAUUAUUGCUGAGUUAUUGAGAAUAUUAUGCUCUCUUUUGUUAUGCUUUAUUUAUGGUUCAAUAGUAUAGGGUGGUUAUAUUUCUGGUUGACCAUGUACAUUUCCAACAUUGUCUUUUUUUGCAUCCUUGGGAACCUUUUGUGUGCUAAAUGCUAAACAGUUCAGCAUGUUGAAUUGUGGUCAACGAAUUCUUAUUCUGAUCUUUGAAUUGUGGUCAAAUGCUUAACAGUUCUGCAUUCUCGUUGUUGUAGAACUUGGUUACUGGAUUGUACUUUGAGCUUCCAAUGAUUACUAAAAUUCAUUGUGGUACUUUGUUCACAAUUGUCGAUUCUCUCCCAUAGUUCUCUUUUGAUUCUCAUUAGUUACAAUUCAUGAUUCUCAUUAGUCACAAUUCAUGCUUAUCUGAAAACCUGUGAAGUUUAGUUGCUAUUGUUUACUAGCUUGCUUGUUUUCAUUCCUGAAUUUGUUCUUCACUCAAUGGUUUCAUUUGUUCCAAGUAUUUAUUGAAAUUGCUUUGCUUUUUUUCUUUUUGAAAUUGCUUUGAUAUACAGCUAUGAUGUGGGUUCAUGAAAUCUGAUAUAUUUUUCUAUGAUACACAGCUAUGAUGUGGGUUUGUGAAUAAAAUGCUGAAUGUUAGUAGAAUUGAGAAUAAUCUUACUUACCUUUUGUUAUUUUUUAUUUUUGGGUUUGUUCAGUUUUACUUAGCUCCAAUUAUGAAUGCUGUAGCUACCAUGCUCUUUUUGUUACCUUUCUAUUUUUAAUGAAUAAUGCUUAUGGGUUCAUGAAUAUAAUUGGUUGGGCCCUUAGGGUUUCCUACUUUUGUCGUUGCGAUUAGAGAGAGAGAAUUUUAGGGUUUUUGGAUUCACAAAAAUUCACAGCUUUGAGGCGCUCAUAACCCUCGGCCUCUGGGAGCAGUCAUGGUAAUCUCUCUCUCUCCAUUUCGAUCAGCAGCCAUGGUGAAGUAUUCCAGGGAGCCGGACAAUCCAACUAAAUCUUGCAAGGCCAGAGGAUCUGAUUUGAGGGUUCACUUCAAGAACACCAGGGAAACCGCAUUUGCUCUCAGGAAGCUCCCAUUGGCCAAGGCUAAGAGGUAUUUGGAGGAUGUUCUUGCCCACAAGCAGGCCAUCCCUUUCCGGCGCUUUUGUGGAGGUGUUGGGCGCACUGCUCAAGCAAAGAACCGCCAUCCAAAUGGACAAGGGCGGUGGCCUGUCAAGUCUGCCAAGUUCAUCUUGAACUUGCUCAAGAGUGCUGAGAGCAAUGCUGAUGUGAAGGGCUUGGAUGUGGAUACACUAUUCAUUUCGCAUAUCCAGGUGAAUCAGGCUCAGAAGCAGAGGCGGCGAACUUACCGUGCCCAUGGAAGAAUCAACCCUUACAUGUCCUCCCCCUGUCAUAUUGAGUUGAUAUUGUCUGAAAAGGAGGCACCUGUUAAGAAAGAGGCUGAAACCGAAGUGGUGCUCAAGAGGACGAAGAAAUCUCAAGCUCUUCGUAGUGGGGCUUCAUCUUAAAGCUUUGCAGAGUAAGAGAGAUUGGUAUCGCGUCAACUUGAAGAUUUACUCUGAGAGAUUGACAUCUUUUUUCCUUCUAUUUGAAUGGUCAUGUUUUUGCAACAUUUCGUAAAGAAUUUUGUGGUUGUAUAAGGACCAAGAAUUAGUCACCCAAUUUGGAGAGAUCUUUUCUUGCUUGAAUUGGCUAGUUUGAGCCUUAGAUCAUAUUUGGGUCAUUGUUUUGGCUUGAGUGUCUUCCGUUGUGGACACCAAUGUCCUUACAUUGUAGGCAUUAGUUACCACGAAAGUGUUUUAGAACUUUUGUUAGUAAUGUGAUUGUUUCAUGA
Messenger RNA from Amborella trichopoda, 3245 nucleotides. The record is from RefSeq and is a predicted model, not a curated record. NCBI's taxonomy places the organism in Eukaryota, Viridiplantae, Streptophyta, Magnoliopsida, Amborellales, Amborellaceae.